Messenger RNA from Dermacentor albipictus, 2371 nucleotides. The record is from RefSeq and is a predicted model, not a curated record. NCBI's taxonomy places the organism in Eukaryota, Metazoa, Arthropoda, Arachnida, Ixodida, Ixodidae.
ACUUCAUAUUUGCGACAUGCGCUCUGCAGAUUAUAUGAUAACUCCCGCUUUCGUCACAAAUGUGUUAAGACUGGCGCUUCCCUUCGCGAAACAGUCACUGGCAAUUUUCGCAACUCUCUGCGUCGGCAGGACGCUACCGCAUUCCUAUAGCAUCCUCUCGACUCCGGCGAAGAAGGACCAGCGUCAGGCCAGGCGCAAUCCACACUGCGUACCGUCACCACACCUCUGGCGCGACAGGCAUGCAUCCGGGACAACCUAGCCCCGAAGACGACGACGGAUCAGGAAGCGUCCUGUGGCAGUGGUUCACUUGGCUUUACACGAACGAGCACCAUCGAUCGCCUCGGCGUGACCUCACCCCGUUGGACAAGAAGCUUUUGUUUCUCGUCGGUUUCUUUGCGGCUUUCGCAGUCGCUGCCGUAUUGGAAUUCGCCCAGCCGCAUAGUUCGGCAAAGCUGCCCCAGGCGUUGCGGUCGCCGCCCUGGACCUUCUGGCGACAACGCAAGCACGACAACGAGAUGCCGCGCAUCUUGCUCUGGAACCGCGCCACGGGGCCGCACUCCGACGCCGCUGACGUCGCGGAGAGUCGGCCGUCGUCGUGGUGGUCCAACGUGACCUCAUGCCCGUCCAGUAGUCCGGCUGGCGACGAACGCUGGGAGUCGUGUGAGAUCACGGACAAUCGCGCCCGUCUCCUAUGGAGCGACGCCGUCGUGUUCGAGGCGGAGCGGCUCAGUGCCGCAGACGUGCCGAGCCGUCGCGUCGACUUCCAGACGUGGGUCCUCUGGACGCAGAGCCACGUCUCUCCCGUGGGUGGGUCGUCGCUCCACGAAUCGCGGCCCGUCGAAGCUCGCGGCCACUAUCACCCGGACAUCGGCGCGAGGUUCGACUGGACCAUGGGUCGCUGGCAGCGUGCCGACGUCGUGACGCCUUACAAGUCCUGGCGCUGCGGCCACGUCUCCCCCGGAAGCGCGACCACGGUGGCCGACUCUGCUCGGCGCAACCGCGAAGCUCUCGGCCGCUCCGCUGGAGCGCGUAAGGACGCUGCCUGGAUCGUCGGCCAGCGCGAGUGGAACAUGUGGCGGGAGAUCGGCGUCGUCGGUCUCGGUGGAGCGGAGGACUUGGAGCGCGAAUUCGUGAGCGUCGACCUCGUGCCCGACUGCGGACGUUCGAGCUGCGGGUCCCGGCGGGAGUGCCUGCGACAGAUCGCCGCCAACUACCGCUUCGUGGUCGUCGCGAUGGACCCCGACUGCUUCCACAGCCCGUACGAGCUGAUCUACGACGCGUUCGAGCACGACCUCGUUCCGGUCGUGCUGGCGUCGCCCCGGGCGGCGAUCGAGGUCCCGCCGCUCUCCGUGGUGUCCUCGGGCAAGUUCGAGCUGCUGGGCACGUUGGCCGCGUUUGUGCGCUUCCUGGCGACCAAUCGGGUCGAGUACGAGCGCUACUUCGCCUGGAAGGAGUUCUGCUCCGUGGUUUCCUCGGACGACCUCUGCCCGCUCUGCCUCGCUCUCAACGACAAGUCCUUUCACGGGCAACGUCCACCCUUCUUUCGCCACCCGUGGAUUGAACGCAGUGAGGAUGUCCCCAGAGAUCGCAUUCGGCGUCCACGUGGCAUAGACUGGGCCUUUUACGGCUCCGAAAAUGCGUAUCUCUACCGGCCCUAAGGUGUCAUUGGCGUACUAAACCAACAAAACUUCGUAGCAUUGUAGUGCUCGGCCUUUCUGGCAUUGGCGUACUAAACCAACAAAACUUCGUAGCUUUGUUGCGCUCGGCCUUUCUGGCAUUGGCGUACUAAACCAACAAAACUUCGUAGCUUUGUAGUGCUCGGCCUUUCUGGCAUUGGCGUACUAAACCAACAAAACUUCGUAGCUUUGUAGUGCUCGGCCUUUCUGGCAUUGGCGUACUAAACCAACAAAACUUCGCAGCUUUGUAGUGCUCGGCCUUUCUGCAUCGAGCGUAUCGUGUUCGCCUGUUAUACGAGCUCGCACCUUUUUAUACAUUUUACAUAGAUGCACAGACGUAGCGCAGUCAGCUACAGUGAAUUAAGCUCCAGCGACGUACCACUGUUGAAGCCAUAGAGUGCUAGCUGCUUGCGCCGUGGGACAAGAAAUGGCUGGCUGGGAACAUUGCUGGCUUUUUCUUUACUCGUCAUGUAGCGACCCACGCCCGCUACUAAUCAACACGUUCAAGCUGCGCAUCCAUUAACCACAUCUUUUCGUGUAAUUUAGCAUCCCUUCUUUUUAGUUCGACUACCUUUCUUUUGUUUACUGGUGACUGCACUUUCUUUCUUCAUAUUUUACGAUGCAAUAUGCUCCUUUCACUGUAAACGAAUACCACUAUACAGAGGCUGAAUAAACGUUGCGGAGUUAUCAGCGGU